AUGUGGAACGCGUGUGGGCAACGACACACAGUUUUACUCAGGACCGAUGGCACGGCCGUGGCCCGCGGCGAGGUUUACGGCGGCAGGUGCGACGUCCCGGCGCUGGGGACGGCCAACGUGCAAGACGCGAUGGACGAGGACUACGUGGAGUCGUUGGCCGCGCAGGUGCCCGCGCUGAUCGCGGGCCAGACCUACACGCAAGUUGCGGCUGGUGAACAUCACACAGUGUUGCUGACGAGCGGCGGGGCGGCGGUGGCAUGCGGCCACAAUGACCGCGGGCAGUGCGACAUCCCCCCGCUGGAUGAGGGCUCGACUUACACACAAGUAGCCGCUGGGGGGCUCCACGCGGUGCUGCUCAUGAGCGAUGGCACCGCCGCUGCUUGCGGUUCGAAUGAUUUCGGACAGUGCGAUCUCCCAGCGCUGCGCGGCGACCAAACCUACACGCAGGUGUCCGCUGGAGCUGAUCACACGGUGCAGUGCCGGGGGGAGCGGUGCUGGCUGUUGGUGGUUGGUGACCCCGCAUCAAUCGCAUCAAAGGCGAAUCCAGCCGUAGCGACUAGAACGCUCGAGGUGCUGCUCACAUCCGACGGCAUUGCCGUGGCUUGCGGUACCAAUGACGAGGGCCAGUGCGACAUUCCAGAUGGCCAGUACACGCCCUCAUUGAGGGAGGUCCACGUCUUGCAGGCGGUCAUCGACGGCGGCUCGAUGCGCUUCCUGACCUUCGAGGGGGUGGAACGCUUCGUGGCGAGGGCAGCGCCUGACACUCCCCUUGCAGACGUCUACAGCCAGCUCUUGGCCGCCCACUGCGCGCGCAGGCUGUUCGGCGGACCUGCGGGGCGGGUCGAGGCCGUGCUGCCCGGGGGGCGACUGCUCAGCAACGCCGCAUCGGCCAAGGAGACGGUCGCCAGCGCCACGUCGGCAACGUAG
Molecule: messenger RNA, 927 nt
Organism: Prorocentrum cordatum
Lineage: Eukaryota; Dinophyceae; Prorocentrales; Prorocentraceae
Source: the annotation of a GenBank genome assembly